This is a messenger RNA of Quercus robur (English oak), 1890 nucleotides long. RefSeq names its product rhamnogalacturonate lyase B-like. The coding region runs from base 7 to 1890 and encodes 627 amino acids. Gene Ontology annotation, molecular function: carbohydrate binding. The transcript has 14 exons. NCBI's taxonomy places the organism in Eukaryota, Viridiplantae, Streptophyta, Magnoliopsida, Fagales, Fagaceae. The record is from RefSeq and is a predicted model, not a curated record.
GUGGUUAUGGAUAAUGGCAUAGUACAAGUCAACCUAUCAAAUCCAGGAGGACAGGUCACUGGAAUAAAAUAUAAUGGCAUUGACAAUUUGCUUGAAGUUGUUAACAACGAAACUGAUAGAGGCUACUGGGAUUUGGUAUGGAACAUUUCCGGAAGUACGGGAACAAAGGGUUAUACUGAUAGGAUCGAAGGGACAAAUUUGAAGGUAGUUGUGGAUAAUGAAGACCAAGUAGAGCUAUCAUUCACUAGACUGUGGGAUCCCUCACUUGAGGGCAAACUUGUUCCAUUGAAUAUAGACAAAAGGUUCGUGAUGCUUCGUGGUUCCUCGGGAUUCUACUCCUAUGCCAUUUAUGAACGCUUAAAAGAAUGGCCUGCUUUCAACGUGGAAAAUACUAGGCUUGUAUUGAAGCUUAGGAAAGACAAGUUUCAUUUUAUGGCUAUAGCAGACAACAGGCAAAGAUUCAUGCCCUUACCUGAUGACCGGUUACCAGGAAGAGGCGAAGUCCUGGCCUACCCAGAAGCAGUACAACUUGUCGAUCCUAUAGAGCCAGAGUUUAAAGGAGAGGUGGAUGACAAGUACCAAUACUCUUGCGAUGCCAAGGAUAUCGGAGUUCAUGGGUGGAUAAGCAGCGACCCACCCAUGGGGUUUUGGCAAAUCACACCCAGCAAUGAGUUCCGAUCUGCUGGACCUCCCAAACAAUUCCUUACCUCCCACGUCGGCCCCACCUCCCUUUCUGUAUUUCAUAGCGUACACUAUUCAGGAGAUGAAUUGGUAAUGAAAUUUGGACCUAAUGAGGAAUGGAAGAAAGUUUUCGGCCCCGUUUUUAUUUAUCUUAAUUCUUUGACUAAUGAGGGUGGCCAAGAUUUGCUCUGGGAGGAUGCUAAAAACCAGACGAUCAAUGAAGUUAAAGCCUGGCCCUAUGAUUUUCCAGCUUCAGUGGACUUUCCAUCGUCAGAUCAACGGGGUACUGUCAUUGGUCGAUUACUUGUCCUUGAUAGGUAUCUUAAUGAGAAUGCUAUACCUGGAAAUGGUUCUUAUAUUGGAUUGGCACUCCCAGGGGAAGUUGGAUCUUGGCAAAGAGAAUGCAAGGGUUACCAAUUCUGGACCAUCGCUGACGAGAAUGGCCGUUUCAGUAUUGACAAUGUACGUACUGGCGAAUACAAUUUGUAUGCAUGGGUCCCUGGUGUCAUUGGUGAUUACAAAUACAAUGCUGUCCUUCCCAUUACUCCAGGUCUUAGCAUUGAUGUUGGUAAUCUUGUUUAUGAGCCUCCAAGAGAUGGCCCAACAUUGUGGGAAAUAGGCAUCCCAGAUCGUAGUGCUGCAGAAUUCUAUGUUCCCGAUCCUAACCAUUUGUAUAUUAACAAACUUUAUCUCAACCAUCCUGAUAGAUAUAGGCAAUAUGGAUUGUGGGAGAGAUAUGCAGAACUAUAUCCUGAUGGAGACUUGGUUUACAUGAUUGAUGGUGGUGACUAUAGUGAAGAUUGGUUCUUUGCUCAAGUUACUAGGAAUACAGAUAUUAACACAUAUGAAGGAACUACAUGGCAAAUUAAGUUCAAUCUUGACAAUGUUGAUAAGAGUGCAUCCUAUAAAUUACGAGUAGCGCUUGCAACUGCACAUAAUUCCGAUUUGCAAGUUCGAAUUAAUGACCCAGCAGCAAAUCCUCUGUUUUCAAGUGGAGUUAUUGGGAAGGACAACACAAUCGCGAGGCAUGGAAUUCAUGGGCUCUACUGGCUGUUUGAAGUAGAGGUACCAGGAACUCAGGUAGCGAAAGGAAAUAAUACAAUUUUUCUAACACAAGCACACCCAAGUAAUAGCCCUUUCCAGGGACUCAUGUAUGACUACAUUCGUUUGGAAGGUCCCUAUCCUUCAAAUUCUAGCAAGAAUCCUUGA